GCCAAGGGACACGUGGGAGAGAUUAGGAGGCGGAGAAUCCACAAACCCCAUAGGACUUUGACACCCCAUUACUCCAUAUAAUCUAACCCGUCGAGAUUCGGUGCACAUAAUCUAACGGAUCCGGAACCAUCAUAAACUCUAUCACGACGGUGACAUAUAAUCGAGUGGUUGAGAUUUGGGGCCGAGGUGAUGCUGAGGCUUCGCAUGGUACUGCACCUACGUAUCUCCAAGUAUUUCAAAUUGGGAGCUUUUGAAACUAUGAUAUCUUGGGCAACGUGCGAAUCUACGACACAUAAACGUUCAAGAAACGGAGAGUUAGAGAUUAAGCAAUCAAUAUCUUGGCCAUCCACAUUCAGUUUGCUUAAACAACAUUUCCUCAAUCUCGGCCAAUACAAUUUCCUGUUAUAGGAAUUAUAUUUAUGGCAAUUAAACAUCCAGAUUGAGUUUUUGGGCAUUUUUUUGGGCAACAAAUUUGAGCCAUUUACUAAUAGUCUUGUCACAGUAUCUUUCAGUUCAUGGUUAUUUGAUCUGGAGAGAUUAUAUCCUUGUUGAUAUGUAUGCUAAAACUGGACAAUUGGAGCUUGCUUCUUAUUUUUUUUUUAUUUUGCUAAACAUAAAGUAUCAAUUUUGUAACAUAAUAUUUAUGUGGAAAUUACAAGGCUAAUGACACGGGCCAUCAUACAUUAUUCACCAAUAAUUAAUAAAAAAAUGGUCAAGUGGAACAUUACUAAGCAGUGGGAAGAAUUAUUUCUAAUGAUGAAUUUAACCAUAUACCCAAUUGCACAAUUGAUUAUAUCAUAUUUUCUCUUGAUCUCUAUUCUUCUAUUUUCUUCUUCCGAUGAGGCCCAAGAAGAUCGAAGUAUUAAAUUAAAAUGAAAACUAAGGAAAAGACCCAGAAGACUAGCUAGAUUUAAGAUGUACAUCCAGAUAUUGAAUAUUUCAAUUUAGAUUGAUUUGAUCGGGUUCGUCAGAUUAAAUUUUUUUUUUUUUUUUUUUAACACUUACUCGUGUUCCUAAAUUAAACAAACUUAUACUGAAAUAUUUCAGUUUAGAAAUUAACAAUAUAACAAUUAACAACCCAUUCAAUAUAUGCGGUUUUUAUUUUUUUAUUUUUUUAUUCUCACUGAUGCGGUUGCUUCCAUGGCCAAAGCGCCUCAGAUCUUUCCUCUUAUCCUGCAAAGACAAAGCAACUCUAGCUAAACUCCACGCCCUUGUGAUAUUGACUGGUUUAUUUACCCAUGGAAGCUCCAAUGCCCAGCUUAUAGCAUCGUAUGCACGAGUUGUUGAUGCAGUAUCAGCACACCAGUUGUUCGAAAAAUUGCCUCGCCGAGGUGUAGAUGUGUGGAAUGCUAUGAUCAUUGCUUACUCCCGUAAAGAAUACCCAGAUGAAGUUAUAAGACUAUAUCGUCAGAUGAUCUUGGAAGGAGUGAAGCCCGAUAGCUCUACUUUUACUGUUGCAAUAAAGGCUUGUGCAAGUACGUUAGAUUUGGAAACAGGCGAAGAAAUUUGGUUCAAAGCAAAAGACAAUGGCUUUGAGUGUGAUGUGUUUGUGGGGUCAUCAGUUUUGAACUUGUAUGCAAAGUGUGGGAAAAUGGAUGAAGCAUCUGUGGUGUUCGAUAAGAUGCCAAAGAAAGAUGUUGUUUGCUGGACAUCCAUGUUGACAGGGUUCGUGCAGAGUGGACGACCAGUUGAAGCGCUUGAAAUUUACAAGCAAAUGCAAAUGGAAGGAAUGAAAACUGAUGGGGUUGUGUUGUUGGGCUUGGUUCAGGUUGGUGCAAAACUUGGGGUCUCAAAAGUGGGACUUUCUGUUCAUGGGUAUUUGAUUCGGAGAGAUCAUCCAAUGGAUGUCAUACUUCAAACCAGCCUUGUUGAUAUGUAUGCUAAGACUGGAAAAUUGGGGCUUGCUUAUCGUAUCUUUAGGAAAAUGACUUGUAAGAAUGUCAUUUCUUGGGGUGCUUUGAUUUCUGGCUAUGCUCAAAAUGGUUUUGCAAGGAAUGCUCUUGAAAUGUUGGUAGAGAUGCAAAGUUGUGGUUAUAAACCAGAUCUAUUGUCUCUCGUGGGUGCACUUCUUGCAUCUUCCCAAGUUGGAUCAUUGAAAUUGGGCAAGUCUUUACACGGAUAUAUUCUCAGAAGGUUUGUUUUGGAUCAAGUUACAGGCACUGCACUGAUUGACAUGUACUCAAAAUGUGGAUCCCUUUCUUGUGCACGUGCACUUUUUGCUAGGAUUAAUACUAAAGACUCAAUCUCUUGGAAUGCAAUGAUUGCCAGCUAUGGAAUUCAUGGACAAGGAAAGGAAGCUCUGGCACUCUUCCUCAAGAUGACAGAAAUAAGCUUAAAACCUGAUCACACAACUUUUGCUUCUCUUCUCUCAUCAUUCAGUCAUUCAGGUCUUGUAGAAGAAGGUCAAUACUGGUUCGAUCUCAUGCUUUGCAAGUAUAAGAUCCCACCUGGUGAAAAGCAUUAUGCAUGCAUGGUUGACCUUUUGGCACGAGCAGGACUAGUAGAAGAGGCAUAUGAUCUAAUAGGUUCCAUAAGUACUGAACCAGGGCUUCCUGUUUGGGUUGCACUCCUGGCAGGUUGCCACAACUGUCAAAAGGUGACAAUUGGAGAAAUUGCAGCCAAAAAGGUACUCGAGUUAAAACCAAAUGACAUGGGAGUUUAUGCUUUGAUUUCAAACUUCUAUGCCAUGGCAAAAAAGUGGAAUGAAGUAGCUUGUGUGAGAAACAUCAUGAAAAAGACAAGAAUAAAGAAAGAACCUGCCUAUAGUACAGUGGAAGUGAAUGGAAAGCUCCAUUCGUUUCUUAUGGAAGAUAACAGUCACCGUCAGUAUAAAGAUACCUUGGAAUUAUUGGAUAAGUUGGAUCAGGAAAUGAGAAUUAUGCAAUAUGCCCCAGAGACUGGUUUGUCAUUGCAUGAUUAUGAAGGGGAGUGAGAAAGAAAUGGCUGUGCAAUCAGUCACAGAAUCUUGCUAUUGCUUUUGACCUUUGAACACAUUGCCGGGGAUAGAAAUGCUGGUCACACAGAACCCUAGGAGUGCGGGGAUUGCCAUAAGGCAACCAAACUAAAUUCAGAAUUGUGGGCAGUGAGGUACUUCUGAGAAACAUGAAGCAAGUACUACAAGAAUAGAUCAGAUGAGACUGGAAUAGACAGAACAGCAAGCACUUGCUGUCUCUCGAAUUGUUAGGCAGUUGAUUAUAAAAUCUCAAUCCUGGAACAUGAUGUGUUAUGUGGAAAUAAAGCUAAUGACAGGCCAUCAGGAGUCAGUGAACUGGUAUCCCCAUCGCUGACUGUAACGUGGAAGAAUUACUUCAAGUAAUGGAUUUGUUUGCUGUGUCAGAUCAUUCUUAAGGAUGUCCUCUAUACAUUUCUGACAACUCUAGAUAUUGCUUCUAUACUUCCAGUCCCCAAGAUGAUAGCAUAGAUGGUGUUGCCUUGUGAUUGUUGCUCUACGCUGGCCAGAUUCUUAAAGCUGAUGUUAUUUUAAUAGCUAAGAUUAUGUAUAUAUAUAUAUAUAUAUAUGCUAAGAUUAUGUUAUAUAUAUAUACAUAUUUCUUUUGGGAAUUAUGGAUCGUGGAAUAUCAACCCAGUGUUGGUCAAACUAAUAGUUGAUUUGAUGGUGCAUUCCUUCUUUCGUUUACAGGAUGUGUGGGUUUCAGUGGAAUUUCUCUUCUGCUUGAUUGUGUUAGUUCUAAUUGUAUGAGACACAUUCCAAGG
Messenger RNA from Ziziphus jujuba (common jujube), 3714 nucleotides. Its product is annotated as putative pentatricopeptide repeat-containing protein At3g25060, mitochondrial. Lineage: Eukaryota; Viridiplantae; Streptophyta; Magnoliopsida; Rosales; Rhamnaceae. The transcript has a single exon. Gene Ontology annotation, molecular function: RNA binding; protein binding. The record is from RefSeq and is a predicted model, not a curated record. Gene Ontology annotation, biological process: RNA modification. Bases 1127 to 2932 code for a protein of 601 amino acids.